Messenger RNA from Gordionus sp. m RMFG-2023, 15064 nucleotides. RefSeq lists its product as uncharacterized. The transcript is spliced from 59 exons. Bases 1 to 14379 code for a protein of 4792 amino acids. The record is from RefSeq and is a predicted model, not a curated record. Gene Ontology annotation, cellular component: nucleus. Lineage: Eukaryota; Metazoa; Nematomorpha; Gordioida; Chordodea; Parachordodidae. Gene Ontology annotation, molecular function: protein binding.
AUGACGGAUAAGUUCUAUACUUAUAAAGAGAGUUCAAUUAAAAUUGAACCAGAGACUUAUGAACAUGAUAAUUUAUCACAAGCUAGUAAUUCUCUUUCAUCAUUUGAUCCUGAUAUUCAGCAUUUGCUAGAUAAUUCCUCACAGUCAGAAAGUAGCCUGCAUAAUAAAGUCUGCAGUUUUUGCUAUCUAGGAGAAAACAGUUGGUUGGGACAAGGAAACCUUUUAAAAUUUGAAAAAUCUAAUGAUGAUUUUGAUGUUUCUAAAAUGGAUAUUAAAUAUAAGAUGGAAGAUAAUAUUAAUAAUUCAAAUUUAUCUCAAAUAUCGACUAAUCAAAUCCUCAAAUAUUCCAGUGAAUCUAGUGGAUCAGUAAUAUCUGUUGGUAAUUCUCAGCAAAUUUUAAUGUCAUCUAUUAGAAAAUCGAAAGGAACAAAUAGAAAUAACCCUAAAUGCAAAAGAAAAAAUAAUUUUUCUCAAAAUGUCCCUGGUUUAGAUGAAUUGAAUGCAACAGGGUUUCCUAUAUUUACUGAAAUAUCCGUUUUGUUUGAUAGCUCAGGAGCAACCUGGGCACAUGAACUUUGUAUAGUAUGGUCAGAGGGUAUUAUACUAGACUCAUCUUAUAAUCCUGUCAAUGUAGAUAAAAUUGUUAUCAAAUCCAUGACCCAACAAUGUUAUCUAUGCAAAAAUUAUGGGGCCAGUUUACCUUGCCAAGUCCAUGGUUGCAGCAAAAAAUUUCAUUUUCCUUGUGGAACUAGCUUUGGAACAAUCUUGGACAUACAUAAUAAUCGUCUCCUUUGUCGUGAUCAUACACCCUUAUCUGUUUUAGAAGAUGAUGCCUCGAUAUGUAAACUAUGCCAGAACCAUAUUACUAAUCUUUCCCAUUUACUGACUUGCCUCAACUGUGGAAGCCAUUGCCAUAGCACAUGCGUCAAAUCUGGUCAUAAAAAAGUCGCUAACGAUGCCAGAACAACAAACAAUAUGGUUGCCUCGAUAGAAAAUAGCGCCGAUAAUGAAGGAAUUCUUGUUUUAAAGCCCCACUUCAAGGCCGGAUGGAGAUGCACCGAUUGCAAAACUUGCCAGAUUUGCAAGAGCAGAAAUGAUAUAUCAAAGCUGGCUAUUUGUGAAGAUUGCGAUAAAGCAUUCCACACGUUCUGCCUUAAGCCUCCCAUUUUAACCGUCCCGAAAAUGGGUUGGAAAUGCAAAAAUUGUCGGAUCUGUUUAGAUUGUGGUACGAGGACACCCGGGGCUGGGUUGAGCAGCCGAUGGCACUCCAAUUACACCCUUUGCGACAGUUGUUACCAGCAAAGAAAUAAAAGUCACAAGUGUUCCGUUUGCAAAAGGGUAGUUGUUCGCAUUGAAAAGGCGAUAAGUGUUAAAAACGGCGGAAUUAACAAUCAAACGGAGAGAAACAAUGGCGCUUCCAUGGUCAAAUGCGGGAAAUGUGACAAAUUUGUUCAUAACGAAUGCGAUACCAAGGCGGCCGAGCACAGUGAUUUCUUGCUUAACAAUUUAGCCACAAACACGGAGGAAUUUAUUUGUUCAACAUGUUGUAGCGAAGCCCACAAUUUUUUUAAAGUUUCCAACAGAAUUAAAGAUGGCGGCCGGCAUGCUAAAAAGAUUGGGGUUUCUUGUCAUAAUAGCAAUAUUAUUCAUAGACCCACGAAUAGUCCCGAUGGGGAUAUUGGAAUUGUGAAUAUCGGACCUGUAAGUAUUGAAGUGAGUGAGGUUCAAAGAUAUCAAGAUAAGGGUAGUGGUGACGAUGAUUUAUUGAAAAAAACUAAAUCUUCGAACAAUCGCGAUUAUAUCAGCCCUCCCGCUCUAAAAUUAACUCUUAAAAAACAUGUGGAAAACAACCAAUACACUGUAGUGGUUCAUGACACGGCCAUCAAUACGUUAAUCAAUCAGGUGGUGGGUCAAUUUCGACAAACACCUGUUCUUAUUCCUAGUGGAGGUAACGAAAUUGGAACGGUAAUUGAAUUUGAUACAAAAACUCUCAAUCCUACAAGUGGUGAAAAUCUUAAAUAUUCCCAAAACACCAAAAACAACCAAAUUCUCGAAAAUAACAGCAAUACAUCAAACUUUUAUAAUGCAAGUAAUAAUGACAGGGGAGGUGGGGAAAGGAUAAAUAGUUUUAGCCAAAGACAGGAUGAUGACGCAAACAAAAGUCCCAUAGUAUUUGACCCUCCUUCAGUUGAAGAUGAUGAUGACGAACCGGCUUACGUUCCUAUCCUUUUCUCCAAGCAGGAUAAAUUUACUUAUUAUAAAGAUGUAUGUGCGUGUUGCGGAAGUUUUGGCGCCGGAACAGACAGUCUUUAUGUGUUUUGUUUUCAAUGUGGUCAGAGUUAUCAUCCUUUCUGCGUUUCUGUGGAGAAACUAACGAUAAAAAUGUUGGUGCAUGGCUGGAGAUGCUUUAAGUGCAUAAUAUGUGAAAUAUGCGGUCGCGCAGAUGAUGAAGCUAGACUUAUACUUUGUGAUGAUUGCGACAUAGCUUACCAUACAUAUUGCCUCAAGCCUCCUUUAUCCAGUAUCCCUAAGGGAAGUUGGAAGUGCCAAAACUGCAUAUGUUGUGAAACAUGCCUUUCUACUUCCCCUGGCAAAAAUUGCUCCUGGAUAACAUCUAAAUCUCUUCCAAAUCCUCCUUCCAAUAUUCCCAUUCAUCUUUCUAUUAAUAUUCCCAACACCAGGAAAAAUAAGAAUAAGAAAAGCACAAAACAAUCAUUGUCCAAUACAGUUGGUUAUGAGUGCGGACCUUGCUCUAGCAGGGAAACCUGCCCGGCGUGCAGAAAGAAAUACUCGGAAAUGGAUAUAAUUAUGGAAUGUGGGCAAUGUGAAAGGUGGAUACAUGGUGCUUGCGAAAACAUAAAGGACGAGUGGGAAGCGGGCCACGCCCUGGAAAAGGGCUUUACUUGCAAGCUUUGCAAAGCUCUUAUCAACAAGCAUUCAUCGUCCCACACCAAUUCUUACCAUCAACUAUGCAGCGAUAGUUGUCAUAUGACAGGCAAAAUUAAAGAACUAAUCAAAGAAUUUAAAGAUAACAAAGGAAAUAAAGAUAAUAAUUGGAUGUUUACACAUAACAAACCCAUAAAAUCGACUAUAGAAGAGGUGAACCAAGGCAUAAGUAUUAAAGGUGAAAAUAUAAACCAAAAUAGUACUUUAAAUGAUAAAGAAAUGGCAGGGAUUAAAGAAGUCAAAUGUAAAGAGUACAAUAAUAAUGAUAAUACGAAGGAAAAAAAUGAACCAGCCGUUUUAAUUAGCUCUCAAGGGGCUUCAGAGACUUCAAUAUACACAUUUCAGGCAGAUACUAAUCCCCUAAUCACUAAAAAUAACGAUAUUGGUAAUCCUAUCGUUGCGAAUAUAUUCGUUGAUUCCAGUAGAAUGAAAAAUGUUCAUAAGAAUUACGAUGUUAAUUCAAUGACGUCAUGCUCUUAUAACACCGAAGUUGCUGUACUUUCUACCCAUAGUUCUAGUUUGUCCCCUUGUGUGUCUCAAAAUGUUUCCCAAGAUUUCGAAACCACAACUAUAAAGGACCCAUUCGAUACCACUAGUCAAAUUGAUAUACUGAAAUCGGUUUUGAAAAGCAUGGAAAUGUUAAACCCCGAUUCGACGGGUUCAUUGAAUAUUCCAUCAUCAUUGAGUGUUAAUGAUAAUAUUUAUGGUGGCGGGAAAGAAUUUGAUGUGAAUAUUAGCGGAAAUUGCACCAGAUUAGAUAUCAUCUCUAACUCCUCAAUUAAUAAUUUUUCGAGGAAAGAUGAUUUUGUUCUCUCUCCCCAAAUUAAGACGCUAUCAGAAUUAAAUUUUGGAUCGACUGACAUUGCAAUAUCAAAACAAAUUGGCGGCGACUAUCAAGAUGACCAUCACGUAACAACAAAAUCUGCCCGUCGAAAUUCUAACAAACUUGGUUCAGGCGUGGGCGGUUUCUACGUCAGACCUAAGAAGCAAACCCCGAUAUUUCCACCCAACGCUACGCUCCAGCAUGAGCCAGAAGGUAAUCCAUCUUCCAUCCCUCAAGAUGACCACAGUAAUACAUUAAUGGGUAGUGAACUAGAUAUGAAUGCUUAUUACAAUAGUGAGGACAAAAGUGGAUCGGGUUGUGGUGGCAUCAAGAGGAAAAGAGCACCCAAAAAGAGGGGGUACUUAGCAGAAAAUUAUCCUUACUAUUUGCAGGAAUUAUUUUUCGGCGAAUCGCUUCUCAAAUGCCAAGAUCUAGAACGACGCCUUCUGAUUUUUCGCUCCAUAAAUCCAAAUUUCCCCUCCCAUUCUGCAGGGAAUCCCAAUUUUUCCAUCUUUUCGCCUUGUUCGGAGGAUGGUAAUUAUAAUUUAUCUUCCCUAGAAAAUUUCUUUCUAACACACCUUGAACCUAUUUCGAAAAACUCAUCCAACGAUAGCGAAAAUAAUAUCCAAAAUACGAAUACCCUCGACAUUGCCUUAAAAAAAGUGAGCAAACUAACGCUCAACUUGGAGGAACUUCUCGCAUUGGACGAAGAUGGGAAAAGGCGAGAAAUUCAAGAUAGCCUUGGAGGGAAUUCCGACUUAAUGAUGAUGUUAGCUCACGAUUGCUUGCUCGAAGGGGAAACCGAGGAUUAUCACAGCUUUCCGUAUAUACCUGGGUGGAAGGGACUCAAAAAGAUCAUGAGUUUAGGCGACAAGGAUAUAACAGAAAAAGGAAUAAUGGAUAUCAUUUUUCACACGAACACAAUUUCCGACACGAAAACGAAAGUUAAUCGUCAAAUUUUGAAGCCCUCUGGUUAUUUCGAAAUAGCGGCCGUGCUAAAGAGGUUGUCCCGGCCUAAGUUCCCAUUCAAAUUCCUCCUUCCUCCACAGCCGACAAGAAUCAACAAGUCUAAAUAUAUGCCAGAAAUAGCCGAAGACGCUAGUAUAAUUGCAGUGAACGAUGAUAAAAAUAGUAAAGCCCUAAACCAGAAAGACACUAACGUCGAAAUAUCUAAUAAAGAUGACCACCGCAAUAUAAUCGAUUCUAUCUCUCAAAACGCCGAAAACUCGAAUACAGAUAGCAACCAUCACAUUACUAUCACUAAGGAUCACAUGCACCUACCUAGAGGAAGGGAAAGGUAUCCUUACAUCUCAAUGCAAAAGCGAGAAGAUGAAGCUAUGAUUGAUGUUAAACAGUUAACGCAUAAACCAUCUUAUCACCAAUACCUACAACCCCAACAUGCAUCACCACAAGCGGGAUACAAAUUAAAUCAACAGACCAAACUACAAAUCAAUAAUAAUCAGGAAAGACCUCAGGCCUCCUCCUUUGUAAAACAAAUGCAGCCAUCUCAUAACAUGUUCGACGGCGAACCUCGGAUUAUUAAUAGCUUUAUCAAAGGGGAAGGGAUAAUGGAAGCGUUACCUCAAAUGAACAGUAACGACGUGGAGGAGUUAUUAGGGCGCGAACCAAAUUUCGAUAAUGGCAAGGAAUUAACUUCCAACAUCAUCUAUCCUCCGAAUAAUUAUAGUCUAUGCAACCAAAUUUACGUUAGUCAUGCCAAUUUAAGUCAGCGUUAUUCGUCGAUGUUCAAUAAUCGAAUGCAAGCAACAAAAGAAUUCUCCACCUUUUUUAGACAAGAUGUGCCUCCCCAACACGCCUUAGCUGAUCCCUAUAAUGUUCAUGGCCGUUCUAUCAGACCCCCUAAAAAUGUUGACCCUCCUCCCUGCCCCACGUUUCUUCAAUCACAUGCUUCCGCAAUUUUUUCUCGCGACCUCGAUGAACUGUGCGAUAAGGACUCUGGGCCCAGUCACACUCAGAGGAAUUUAGCGAGAUGGCAAAGGGACGAAUCACUCGGUAUUAUGGCAACUAUAUCACCCGUCCUCUACGCUAAUCUCAUGUAUCCGAGCCUUAAAAGGGAAGUUCCAGAUAUUUUAGAACGUUCUAAGCAAAUGGCCAAACUUUGGAGAAACGUUUUACCAGAAGACAGAAUUCCUUAUUUGCAAAAAGCUCGCGAAAAUAGAGCCUUUCUUAGACUCCAAAAAUCCCAACAAAAAUCGUUGGAGCAUCAAUCCAUAGCUAGCGUCACUACUUCAAAUAAAAAUACGACAUCAGAAGAUCUCAUUACCCCUUCCCCCAUUUUCGUUCAGCCCCAAACAUCGAGCAAGGUAACGCAUUUAGUAAAGGAUAAUGGCGACGAUGGUCUAUUUAGAUUGGAAUCAAGUCUGCCAAUAAAAAUAGAGAGAGAAGAUCCUUUAACCACUCACUCAAGUCAGCUCUCGUUUGAUGGGGAUAUGAAUAUUAUUGGCAAUCAAAAUUUCAAUACCACCUCUUACUUUAAAGAAGAUAGUAUUGCGAUAACCCCAAUCCAAUCUCACACAAACUCUAAUCACGUUAUCAAAGUCGAAAUAAACUUGGAUCCAUCUCUCACCACAAAUUCUCCUUCUCGCACAACUAAUUCAACUUACGCGAUAAAUCUACCAUCUGCACCGUCAAUUCAUAUAGAUGCAAGUGAUACGCUAACAGAAUGCCCCUCCAUCACUGCUGCCUUAUUAUCAUCACCCCGGAUAUCUGAAAUGUGUUCUGACAUAACAAAUUUAGCCACGUCUCAAUACCAGAAUAAUUUUGAUGAACACGAUUCCUUAUUUCUCUCAACCAAAAUUAUUUUCGAUGGAGAAAACUUCAACUCUAGCGAUAUUAACAAUAGCAAUAUCGCCCUUUAUGAAAAAAAUAACCAAAACUUAGUCGAGGAUCCCGUCAUAACGGCUUACGAAAGUGACGUAUUGACUGGUCAAAAUCUUGAAACAGCUGAUAGUCGUUUCCGUUACGAUGACUUUUGCAAUAAUAUUACAUCCGAAGAUCUCAAUACCACUUCCAUCCGCCUCGUUCAGGCUCAACUUAUAAACAAUACACCGGAUUUAGUAAAAGAUAGUAAUGCCAAUGAUCAAUUUAGGACAGAAUCAAAUUUGAAAAUUGUAGAUCAUUUAGCUACUCCAUCAUGCCAACCUCCGUUUGAUGGGAAUAUGAAUAUUACGGACGAUCAAAAUAUCGAUACCACCCAUGAUACCAAGGAGGAUAAUAUCGUAGAUAUCGCGGGAAACCAACAAAUCCAAUCUCUAAUAAAUUCUGAUCACGUUAUCAAGGUCGAAAUGAGUUUGGAUCUACCUCUUAUUGUUAACACCUAUUCCUCUUGCACAACAAUGUCAACCAAUUUGAUAAAUUUGCCAUCUACGUCAUCAGAUCAUAUUGGCACGGCCGAUAAACUACCACAAUAUUCUUCUACCGUCACCCUAUUAGCGAUGGAGGAAAAAAAUCCUUUGGCUAAUCCUUCAUGCCAGCCCUCUCUUGAUGGUAAUAUGAAUUUUAAGGGCGAUCUAAAUAUAGAUACAACUCAUCACUUUAAGCAGGGUAGUAUUGAUGAUGUCCCGAUAAACCAACAAAUUCAAAUCAAGGUCGAAAUGAACUUGGAUUCGCCUCCCACUGUCAAUACUUCUUUCUUUUGUGCAACAAAUUUAACCAAUAUGAUAACUCCUCCAACUACGUUAUCAAUUCUUAUAGACGCACCACCUCAAUAUUCUUCUAUCACGGAUACCUUAUUAUCGCAAUCCCGGAUAAAUGACAUGGAUUCCAAAAUAAAUAACAUAACAACGUCUCGAUAUCAAAAUAAUUUUGAUUCGUAUGAUCAACACACCUCUUUUUUUUCAGCCAAAAAUAUUUUAGAUAACUCUAAAGAUAUAAAUAAUAGAUUCGCUCGAUAUGAAAGAAAUAACCAAAAUAUAGUCGGAAAUAUUCCCGCCAUAACGGCCAAUGAAAAGUACCCAGGGACUAUAGUCGAUAAUCGUUUCCUUUAUGACUUUCGCAACUUAGAUAGUGAGAGGGGAGGCCAGUUUAAUGACCAAGACGAAAGCAUGUUUAUGGGUGCUCAAAUAGGAAUUGAACAGCAACCAAAAUACCCUUUUAAAUCCCCCGUGGCACACUUCCAUUCUCUCCAACACAGUGGAUUCCCGGCGCCUUCGUUAUCUAUCCACCAUUCAGCUGUUUUACCGAUUGUACCUCCCCCUUCUUUUUCUCAACAUAUUCGCCAAUUUUACGAACAUCAACAACCUCCUUUUUAUUCGGCUAAACAUAAAAACAACGCGUUGUCCCUUAACCACCAACUAAAUAACGUAGCAAUAUUCGAUAAUAACGCUUCCGCCAAUAAUAAUAUGCUAUACGGUACCGUUAACAUUGACAAUCUUAAUUCGACGAAUAACAUUAUCAAUAACGAGCCUCUUAAUCUGACUAAUAAUAUACUUAAAAAUAACAUUUUAAUGCAUAUCAACAAUAUUAAGACGGAGGAGAGCGAACAAUUCGAAUACAACAAGUAUUAUCAUUUCUCCAACCGGUCUAGCCAAUUGUUAGAUGAUAUUCUUAGCGAUUUAAGUUCUAUCGAAGAAACUAAAUCUAUAUUCAAAGACGUUUCCCAAGAGCCGGGUCCCUAUAAUCCUGGCCCGAUCAAUGACAACAACGCUUACAACCUUCAAAAACUUCCCCCUAACCCUUGGGCCCCUACUUCUUUUGAUCCUCCGCCCGUCAAGAAAAUGGCCAUUGGGGGAACCGCUUGGAACAACCAUAGUCCUUACAAUUAUAAUCAUUACAACAUGGGUGACGCCCCCCUUAAUUACGAUAAAAAUAAUGACAUGCUUGAUACAAAUAAUAAUUUUUACAAUAACCCCCGAGGGCAAGUCUUAGUUGGGCCAGAUACAAAUACAAACUAUCCCUCUGAUUUCAUUCACCCAAAUUAUACCCAUCCUUGUGUUAACCCUAAUAAUUCUGCCAACGAUAAAUUCAAAGAGACCAAACCAACAGUCAUUUAUAAUGCCGGGAUCAAAAAAGAGUUCCUCCAACAGCCCCAGCAAGAAGGGAUGAGCAAGCUAGAUGACGAGAACAUAAUGGGUCAGAUUGAUUUCGAAAAAUUGAACGAGGCCUUUGCUACUCGGUCCUUCGCCACUCCGCAGGACCGAUCAUCCCAAGACUCUUUUUCCAUCCCCGGAACCCACCUCAUGCUAAAUCAAUCUUCACCCACUUUCGAUAGCGACUCCCCCCAGAAGCACCACCGGUCGAGCGAAGAAUACCGGUCUUGGUUAUAUAAGAAGGAUCAGACUUUACAAAAUUCACUAUCCAAUUUAUCCUCCGAUAUCGCCAAAUUAAGAAAACGCAAAAAGAGCUUGGCCUCCAAACAACGACAACUUAAGAAAAGUGGGGGAGGUAUUCCCAUUACGCUUCCGCUUCAUGAGUCCCGUGAACUUUUGGCUCUUGUUAAUGACAUAGGCGGGAUGCAGAAACGAAUAGAAGGAUUGAGAAAAGAGAUGAAACAACACAAGUCUUUAUUGUCCGAUUGGCAGGGCAAAAAGGAAACUAAGCUGCACCAGCCUCGAACCCCCAAUCCUAACCUGUUUCCUCCUCUUAAUCCUAACCCUUUCAACACGAACCUCGCGAAUAAUCAAAAUAACGAAAUCCAACUGGCGCCAGUCAAUAAUAUCCCUGUUCAAUCAAGAUCCGAUAUAAUUAUCGAUUCCCCACUCGUGGAAAUUCCUUCUAAUCCUAUUAACCAAAAUCAAAUAAAUCUUUCUCCUCAUCAAAUGCUGAAUAUGCAAAAUAUGCAGCACAACGAAGCUAUUGUGAGAAUGCAACCUCAGCCUUCUUUCCAACACGGAAUCAACUCAAAUUUGAUCAGGAAUACUUCCUUUGUUCCUUCCGGAUUUGGGUGCGGAGAUAAGGGUGGAUUUAUAAGGUUCAACAAUCCUGUUAACGCUCCUGUGACGUUGGGAAGAAUUAUGGAUAACACUAAAUCCCUUGCUGGAGGCCCUCUUAUACUCCCGCCCCACUCGGCUUCCACUUCUAAACAGCUCCAGCAAAAUAUGCAAAAUCUCCAACAUUCACAAUAUCACAAUGAUCAAACCAUAAAGGAGGAUAGAAAAUUUCUUAAUUUUCCUAAUAUUCCCUCUCAUCUUAAUACUCAUAUUUCUCACCCUACUUUGAAUAAUCUCAUUAAUCAAAACAUAAAACGAGACACUCAUAAUAAUAACAAUACCAGUAUUACAUCGUCCAUUUCAUCGUCUCUCAAAUCUCCUUCCUUCAAGAAAAGUCAUAACCUCCUCUCUCCCUCAUUCGUCAAAACUUGUGUCGGCGGAGGUUUUAACAGGAUGAUGGUUAUGGAAGGAGGUGCAGGAGAAACGAUGCAAAACUCUCAAAUGCUGCCUCGCAAUUAUAUCAAAAUUAUGGAUGGAGGAAUGCGCUUGGAAGGAAGGAUGGGGCUAAUGAGACCGCCCGUGUUUAAUAAUAAUGCAGUCGGACCCCGUUUUAUGCAUCACAGCAACCAUAAUCAAUUACAAUUGCAACAAAUGAAUUUCCAAACCAAUCCGCAUCAACAGUUUCACCAAUAUUAUAAAAGAUUGCCACCUCCUCACCAACCUAAGCCAUUAAUGCACCAAGUCCAGAGACUUCCUAGUAAUCCUAUUCACAGAAACAAUGAUAACACUCCCAGAAACACUAAUGGUGGGGUUUCAAAAGGCUUAGGUAACUUCAAUAUGGGUGCUGGAAGCGAAAGAUACCUGACCAGGUUGCCAGCUGCUUCUUACACACCUUUUGGUCUGGGGAAUGUUGAUAAAAGUCUACCACUAUUAGACAGGAGAUUCGGCCGUUUUAAGCUAGCCAUUUUGCCGGAUUAUUAUGGAGAAUUCCCUUAUGGUCGUUACACUCUCCCUGCUUGUCAUGCUAUGUUGACUGCCCGGAAUCAACCGAAACGGGACUCCCUCUUAAGGGAAUUAGCCAAAAUUCUCCCACUUCCGGGCGAUAUUUACCAGAGCGUUCAAGAUAAUUAUGAAGAUUCACACCUACUUGACAAAGAGAUUGCUGCAAUAACUAAAGAACGGGAUUUCCUAAAGAUUUUCGAUAUGUCGCCCCAAUAUUCGCCAGAAUCCGCUUCCAUAAAGACUCGAUCGUCCGUUCUUUCUUUCUCGCGGUCCGUUAAGGACUCCGAAUGCCUAUCCGAUAAUGAGGCGGAAAAUGAUUACGACAUUCUGAAGAACAAAUCUAUCGACGAAAUUAUGUUCCCUAAUUUGUUUUCGUCACAAGAAUUACAAAGUCCAUUAGACGAUUCGAUUGCCGAUACAAUAAAAGCAGGUGAUUUUACGGAAAAAGCAAACAAUGAUAUUUGUAUCUUAAAAAGAGAUUUAUUACACCCGGAGGAAAAUUAUGAAGAACUUCAAGCCAUGUCACCUUGCAUACCUCUGUGUGUACCUUUAAAAUCAAUUGGUCAAAGAGGAUUCGAAAAUGUUAACAACUCUGAUAUCAUAGAAUUUCCGAAAUUAGAAAAAAUAGAUGCGAAAAAUGAGGAGAUAAUGACGGACGAUUUGGGUUUCGACGAACCGCCAAUAGCCGAUGAACAAAAUUGGGACGAAACAGACGAAAAAGUUUCCAUAACCUUGACAUUGGAUGUCUCAUCAUCAAAGGCAUCCAUCGCAGACUACAAAACGUUACUUGCAAAAUUGAGCUCCAUCUUAGGUCUCAAGACACCAGUUUCGGAUUAUUCUAUCGAAACCGGUUUGGUAGAAAACGAUAUGACAAACCCUGUAUCCUUCAGUUUAUCUUCUAUAGACUCUCGUAACAAUGGGGAAUUAAAAAUGAACGAAACUAAAAGUGCAGAAGUCGACUCCAAAAUUGGUGAUCAGCAAAGACUUAACCAUCUCACCUUAUCAUCUCCUUUGCAAAAGUGCGUUCAGUGUAAGAAGUUUGUAUUGCUACCAGGUAUCAGCCCCCAUUCACUUUACAAUGCCUCCUUUUGCGAUUCGAAUUGUGCUUUUCUUUAUAGACUUUCCAUGGCUUCCCGUAGGGUGACCCGCACAAGUUGGGCAACGCUUCGUUUGGAUGAUAAAGGUAAUAGUAAUUCCAAAGAGAAUUACUUUAAAAAUGAAAGCUUCGAAAAUUUAUCUCCCAAUCAACGACAUCUAUUUAAAGGUAGAACCGGAAAUCAAAUUUAUUCUGAUGACAAGAAUAAAUUGGGACCCAUAAUGGCUGACGAUUACACUGCUAAAACCGGCAAUGAAUUUUAUACCCACCGAAACACAAAUAACUAUGAUAAAAUGCCAUCGGUUAUAUCCGACGAUUAUAACAUUGCCAAAUCAAAAAUUAAGGCCGGAAAUGAUUCCUACAACAGUAAGCAUUCUACCACUCGGCAUAUAAUGAGGUUCGAGUUUCGGUGUUUAGCAAACGGCCGAAAGUUCAAAGUGUGGAGCUCCAAAAUUUCACCGCCCUAUCACGAAUCUAAGAUGAUCGCUCUGACCGGAUACCAAAAACUGGAAGUAGUUGAUAAAUUCAAAAUGGAUGCACUCGACACUAGCUUGUUAAGUUUAACGGCGUCAAGACCUUAUCACUAUGAAAUUCGAAAAGCGGAUAAGUAUAAGGUGGACGAAAUAUCCAAAGCAAGCGAUCACAAUUCGCCAUUUAAUGAUAAAGAAAAGGAAACAUUAGUAGACACACGGGUAUGUUUAUUUUGUAGGGGCCUUGGAGACGGAUCGCCUGAAAGCACAUCUAGACUCCUGAAUCUCUCUCCCGACCGUUGGGUUCACCUUAAUUGCGCACUUUGGUCUAGUCAUGUUUAUGAAACGCUAGGCGGGGCACUGGUCAACGUUCCAACAGCUUUAAAUCACGCGCUCUCCACUAAAUGUCACUUUUGUGCUUCGAGGAACGCUGCCGAUAAUUUGGAAGGGUUAUCACCUUUGCCAUAUCCACAAAUAAAUAAUUCGCUAGGCGCAAGCUGUAUUUGCCAAGAGUGCGAGAGGACUUACCAUUUCGCUUGCGCCUUGAUGGAUGGAUGUCUCUUUUUCUCCGAUAAAACCAUUAUUUGCCCGAAACAUAAGUCGAUUACUCAAACACUACUCAACAACGCUAAAUUCAAUGAGGAUACUAGAACUCCUCUUACAUCUCUGGCUUGUGAUCGAAGAGUCUAUAUUGACCGAGACUUUUCUAAACAAUUAUCAGAGAUGAUGCAAAAUUCGGACAAGUACACACUAAGGAUUGGAACUUUAAUAUUUUCUCAACUCGGUUAUCUUUUGCCUGAGCAUAUUCCCAAUUUUCACGAUCUCGAUUACAUAUAUCCAGUGAAAUACAAAGCCAUUCGUUAUUAUUGGGAUUACAAAGCCAUAGACAAUAAACACGUGAUACCAAGGAGAAGGGCUUACGAAUGCUGUAUUGAUACGAGUGUUAAGUCUCCAGAAGGAAAAUAUGUACCUGAAUUUAUUGUGAACUCCUUACAAAUCGUAAUCACGUUAGAUGAAGGAAUUGAUAUAAAAAUUUUGGAAAGUUUUAGGGGAGAAACUGCGAAAGCGGCCUGGCAACCUUUUCUUACGGCCAUCUCCGAAAUUCGCUCUACCCCAUCCAUAGGCUCUACAUCUUCUAAUUCUACUAUUCGCUUAGUGGACCGAGCCCUUCGGGGUGAAGAUCUCUUCGGAUUAACGGACCCUCCCAUUAUAAGACUUGUCGAAUCUCUUCCACUUCUCGUGAAUUCUAUAACAAUAGAUUACCGCUUUAAAUAUGGGCGAAAUCAAGGGGUGGAACUACCCCUCAUGACCAACCCUUCAGGUUCUGCAAGGACUGAACCCAAUCUUAGAACACAUUUUAGAAAACCGCUAAUUUUAAUGAACGCUCCUUUGCCUCCUAAGCAUCAUCUCCAGUGUUUAUCAUCUUCUCAAGAUCCAUCUGAAUUUUUAACUCUCAACCCGACCCUCUCAGUUCCUGCCUUAAAUGCCUCCCUGACCCCCCAGGCAACUUCUUAUCUCUCUGCAGCCCUCGUUUUUGGGCCAGGCACUCAUCCUUCCAUAUUAAACUCUCAAGCUGCUAACAAAACCUCCCUCUAUCGUAAAAUGAAAUGUGAAUGUCUUAAAAAUGUUUACUUGGGAAAAUCUAGGAUUCAAGGUAUGGGGCUUUUUGCGGCAAGAGAUUUCGAUCGUGAUUCUAUGAUAAUCGAAUAUGUAGGUGAACUAAUCCGUUCCGAAGUAGCAGAAGUUAGAGAACGUUCCGCCUUGCUAGCUUCCGCUUUCGCUUCCACUUAUUUCUUCCGCCUCGAUGACCAUAGCGUAUUAGAUGCUACAAGGAGUGGCGGGCCAGCUAGAUACAUCAAUCAUUCUUGCGAUCCCAAUUGCCGAGCCCAGACUAUCACCAUUUUUGUAUCAUCUGCUUCAACAUCUGUACCCGACGAUUCCGAUAUUGGUGGUGCUAUCUUAAAUUUGCCGACCCAAAAUGGGAGCGGACAAGGAAAAUUUUUGGCCAAGACCAAGAAAAUCGUCAUAGUAGCGAAUAAAAAAAUUCAGAGGGGAGAAGAGCUCUGUUACGACUACAAAUUUGAAUAUGAAGGCGAAAAUAACAAAUUAUCAUGUCUUUGUGGUGCCCACAAUUGUAAAAAAUGGAUGAAUUGAAUACCUUUUUUUUAAAAAAAAAAUGUUUGAUACACAUAUUAGAUAAAUUAUAUCCAUAAUUUUAUUUUUUUUAGAUUUUAUAAUAUAAAAAAUAUUCAUUAUAAUAUAUAUCCCCCCCCUUAACUUAAAUUUUAAUUUUGACACCAUUAGGACCUAUUUAUACAAAAAAAAUUACAUGUAAAUAUUAUUAUUGUAUAUUUGUAUCAAAGGAUUCAUAAUGUUUUGUACGCUAUGUUUGAAAGCUUAUUUAUUAAAUUAUAUUCAUAAUUCAAACUACCAAAAAAUUAUAUACGCUUAUAAAACAAAAAAUUAAGGUGUGGUCGAUUUAUAAAAACAAACUUCUAUUUAUAUGAAAUAUGUUUCUUUUUUUUUUUAUAUUUGAAGAUGCUCAGGCUCAUUUUAGACAACGAUUUGUUAUGAUUUUUCUUAAAGUAUAUUUCAAUAUUUUAAAAUAAUUUAAUAAACUAGAAAGUCAAGUCAUUAUAAAGAGUAAAAGCUAUUGUAGAAAGGUUUUAUUCCCUUAACAUUAUUGCAUCAUUGUUUUCGUUUUUUAAGAAACCAUAUUUUUGGAACAAAAUUUUUAAUUAUAAAUUAAAAUAUCCGGGAUGAACAUUAAGGCAGCAGUUGAUAAUGAAUUUAUAAAGAUUAUUUUUGAUAAGCGCAAAAUUUUUGGCAUUCGAAGCAU